GCUGUUUACCGUUUUAGGCAGGCGUUCCGUCUCUCCGCGUAUUUUGUUUCUUUUUUUGUUGUUUAAUUUUGUGUUUCUUGUGCUGGCGAAAGUUAAACAAAUAUCUUAAUACAAUUAUGUUUGUGUACAGUGUGUAACAAUUGCUGGGCACACACCAACAAAAACCAAAAACACAAAAAAACCAAAGCAAAAGUUAGAGUGCAAAAAAAAAAACAAUAAAAACAAGCAUAAGUAUUGCCAAUAACAAAAGGCAUUGCAAAAGUGCAACAAGAAAUGUGCUAAAAAUCAUUGAGCAUGUAACUGAGAGUGAGAGACAAAGAGAGUGAGAGAGAGAGAGAGAGCGUUAUGCCUGGAGGCCGAAAAUGCAGCGAGGCGACGCACUGUCUGCGCCAGCGUCCCGAUACGCUGGAGCUGAGCGUGCUGGGCACGCAUACAGGCCAAGCAGUGAAUGGGGCGGAGCAGGAGGGUGAGGAUGAUGAAGAGCUGCCAAAGCAGCAGCAGCUGGAGCUGGUGCUGGAGCAGCCACCGGUAACGCCAACGUCCAUUAUAACGUCAACGGUGACGCCAGCAGCAGCAGCGGCAGCAGCAACGCGUCGCAGGCGUUGGUUUCAUUUUGCACAAAGAUCACGACGGCGCCGUCGCUUGCGCUGCGAGGAGGAGCAACUGCAGCUGGCCGAGGAGCAAGAGGAGCACGAGGAGCAGCUGGCACGCCUAGCCCAACCAGAAACAAUGAACAUUGGCAACUCUACGCUGACGAUUGCCACACCGCUGCCCAUGAAUACGAACAGCAGCAGCCAAGACGGCAAUAGCUUCUAUAGCCUGGCCCAAGCAGCACCCGCUGCGCCGACAGCACAACAACGAACUGCCAACAAUUUGGAGCAGGCAGAGGAGGAGCCCUACAAGCAGCAGCAGCAGCAGCACCAAGCCAUGCAGUCCAAGCCACGUUUGUCCAUGCUGCAACGCUUCGCCAGCUGGCGACGCAGUGCACCCGACAGUCUGCCCAGUCGACGCCACAGUCGCAAUCGCAGUCGCAGUCCAAGCGGCGAGCAUCCAGCACAGAUCUCCGCCUUUGCCUCGGCGCGCAAUCUGCGGCGUCUAUCGCAAGUGCGCAGACGUCGCAGCUCCUACUACUUUUCGGACAAUGAACGCAGAAUCCGCGCCAACGACAAAGAGUUUAACUCACAGUUUAAAUAUCACAACAACUAUAUAAAAACAUCAAAGUAUUCGCUGUUGACGUUUCUGCCCUUCAAUUUGCUGGAGCAGUUUCAGCGCUUGGCCAACUUUUAUUUCCUCUGCCUGCUGGUGCUGCAGCUCAUACCGGCGAUAUCCUCGCUGACGCCUGUGACCACGGCCAUACCUUUGAUAGGUGUGCUCACAUUGACGGCCGUUAAGGAUGCCUACGAUGAUAUUCAACGGCAUCUGUCGGACUCGCAGGUGAACAAUCGCAAGUCGAAGACGCUGCGCAAUGGCAAACUGGUGGAGGCCAAGUGGUCGGAUGUGCAGGUGGGCGACGUCAUACGGCUGGACAAUAAUCAAUUUGUGGCGGCGGACACGCUGCUGUUGAGCACAUCGGAGCCGAAUGGUUUGUGCUUCAUUGAGACGGCCGAGCUGGAUGGCGAAACGAAUCUGAAGGCCAAACAAUGUCUGAUGGAGACAACUGAGCUGGCGGAUCAGCACGAUUUGCUGUGGGAUUUCAAUGGCGAAAUUAUAUGCGAGCGUCCCAACAAUUUGUUGAACAAAUUCGAGGGCACGCUCAUCUGGAAGAAUCAACGAUUUGCGCUCGACAAUGAUAAGAUACUGCUGCGCGGCUGUGUCCUGCGUAAUACGCAAUGGUGCUACGGCGUUGUCGUCUUUGCCGGCGUGGACACCAAGCUGAUGCAGAACUCUGGCAAGACGCAGUUCAAGAGCACAGGCGUCGAUCGUCUGCUCAACUUCAUUAUUAUCGGCAUUGUGCUGUUCCUGAUCUCCAUAUGCGCAUUCUUUGCCAUCGCCUGCGCCGUCUGGGAGGGCAUGAUUGGUCAGCAUUUUCAGCUGUAUUUGCCCUGGGAGAAUAUUAUACCGCAGGAGAUGAUUGCCUCGGGCGCCACAGUCAUCGGUCUGCUUGUAUUCUUCUCCUAUGCCAUAGUCCUAAACACUGUUGUGCCAAUAUCCCUCUAUGUUUCAGUAGAGGUCAUACGUUUUGUACAGUCGUUUCUUAUUAACUGGGAUGAGGAAAUGUACUAUGCACGCACCCACACAUAUGCCAAAGCACGCACCACGACACUCAACGAGGAGCUGGGCCAGAUACAGUAUAUCUUCUCGGAUAAGACGGGCACACUCACCCAGAAUAUUAUGACCUUUAAUAAGUGCAGCAUUAAUGGACGCACCUAUGGUGAUCUCAUUGACUUGCGCACCGGCGAGCUUAUCGAAAUAACCGAUCAGCAAACAAUAUUUCAAACUAGCAACAGCCACCGCCACAGCCACAGCCACAGCGAGCGCACACCUGACAAGCCGUCGACGGCACCACCAACCAUAUUAAUACACAAGGCCGAGGUGCACGCCGCCACGAAGAGUGCGCUGCUGCUUACAGCUGCUGGUGGCACGAAGCUGGCGCAUAGUGCCGACCAGUUGCAAGGACACAUUGCCAGCGCACAGCUGUCGCCACAGCACUUGCUCGAAAAUCCGCUGGCUCGCAAGCAAGUGCACUACAGCUUGGAGGAUACUCGCAUUGGGCGUAUUGGAGGAGCGGGCGACACGCUUCAGUCGCCGUCUGACCGCAGCGGCGGUCGCAACUCAACAGACGGCAACAGACGCAUGCGUCGGCAGCUGUCCGCGGUUUCCAUGCAAAGCAGCAGCUGCGAUAAAGUAAACAUUUUGCCUGAACAACAAGAACAGCAACAGUCACACGCUCAGCACCAACAGCAAACCAAAUGCAAGCUGAAAUUCAAAUCAAACUCAUAUGCCUCGCUGAAUGACAACAACAGCAACUGCAACAGCAACAGCAGCAGCAGCGGUUGCUGUGCGCCAUUUCGCUGCCAUGACAAGAGACAAGCAACAGCAACAGCAACAUCAAUUAAUCAAACACAAAGCGCACAGCAACGUUUUUUAAGCACACACCGCUUUGCCACUAAUUGGAAUUCGUCACAUCAAAAAGUGCACGCCAUUGAACCCGUUGACUUCUCAGCUAAUCCGCACCAUGAGAGCGACUUUCGCUGGUACGAUCGCUCGCUGCUCGAUGCCGUGCGCUCCGAGGAGCAGCAUUCGCAUAAUUUCUUUCGUCUGCUGUCGCUUUGCCACACAGUCAUGGCUGAAACAGUGAACGGACGUCUGGAGUAUCAGGCGCAGAGUCCGGACGAAGCGGCUCUGGUGUCGGCAGCUCGCAAUUUCGGCUUUGUCUUUCGCACACGCACACCAAACAGUAUUACAAUUGAAGUGAUGGGUCGCAUUGAGGAAUACGAACUGCUGCACAUACUCGACUUUAAUAAUGUGCGCAAACGCAUGUCGGUUAUACUGCGGGAUGGUAACUCGGUGGUCUUGUACUGCAAAGGAGCUGAUAAUGUCAUAUACGAUCGACUGCAUGGCGGCCAAGAGGAUCUGAAGGCGCGCACGCAGGAUCAUUUGAAUAAAUUCGCUAGUGAAGGUCUGCGCACGCUGGUGCUGGCCGAGAGACGCCUAAGCGAAGCUUAUUACAACGAAUGGCGUCAGCGUCAGCAGGAGGCGGCACUUUCGAUGGAGUCGCGCGAGCAGAAGCUGAACGCCAUGUACGAGGAAAUUGAAAGCGAUAUGCAGCUGGUGGGUGUCACAGCCAUUGAGGAUAAGCUGCAGGACGGUGUGCCCAAGUCUAUAGCGAAUCUACAGAAUGCAGGCAUUAAGAUCUGGGUGCUAACAGGCGAUAAGCAAGAAACGGCCAUCAACAUUGGCUACUCGUGUCAGCUACUAACGGAUGAACUGGUGGAUGUGUUUAUUGUCGAUGGCAGUUCGGUGGAGGAAGUCGAAAAGCAGCUGCGCCAGUUUAAGGAAUCCAUCAGAAUAUUCGAUCGCUUUCGUCCUGGUGGCUCCGAAGGCACAACUCAGAAUACUGGGAGCAGCAGCAGCAUGGAUCCCAUGAGCGCAACCGUGACACAAACAUCGGCUUUUAUGCAGGAUACGACUACUAUAAGUGGUUCACCUAUGUGCCAGCCACCGCCAGCGAUAUCGGUGGUUACCUUUAGGUGGGAUGCCAAAAUUAAGGAUAAUAAGGGCGGACCGGACAGCGCGGAGUGCACUGAUCUCUUCCGUGAUCCGAAGAGCGUUGAAGACCGACGCAGUGCGCCGCCAGUUGUGGUGGAUGAAAGCACAGGCUUUGCCUUGGUGGUCAAUGGACACUCGCUGGUGCAUUGCUUAUCACCCGAAUUGGAAUCCAAAUUCUUGGACAUUGCAUCGCAGUGCAAGGCGGUCAUCUGUUGCCGUGUUACACCUUUGCAAAAGGCGCUGGUCGUCGAAUUAAUUAAACGUGCCAAAAAUGCCGUAACACUGGCCAUUGGCGAUGGCGCCAAUGAUGUGUCCAUGAUCAAAGCUGCGCACAUUGGCGUGGGCAUAUCUGGCCAGGAGGGUCUACAGGCGGUGCUAUCCAGCGAUUAUGCCAUUGCCCAGUUUUGUUAUUUAGAACGUUUAUUACUGGUGCAUGGUCGCUGGUCCUAUUAUCGCAUGUGCAAGUUUUUGCGCUACUUUUUCUACAAGAACUUUGCAUUUACUUUGUGCCAUUGUUGGUACUCACUAUUCUGUGGCUUCAGUGCACAGACCGUCUUUGAUCCCAUGUUCAUAUCAGUAUAUAAUCUGUUUUACACAUCGCUACCGGUGCUGGCACUGGGCGUCUUCGAGCAGGACGUAUCGGAUAAGAAUAGCGUCGAGUAUCCGCGUCUCUAUACGCCGGGCCUCAAAAGCGAGCUCUUCAACAUACGCGAGUUUAUCUACAGCGUGCUACAUGGCGCCUUUACCUCAUUGAUACUGUUCCUCAUACCGUAUGGCGUCUAUAAGGAUGGCGUAUCGCAGAAUGGUUAUAUACUGAGCGAUCACAUGACACUCGGUGCUGUCGUUGCUACCAUCUUAAUAGUGGAUAACACAGCGCAGAUUGCUUUGUAUACAUCCUACUGGACCAUUGUGAAUCAUAUAACCAUAUGGGGCAGCUUGAUUUGGUAUUUUGUGCUGGAUUAUUUUUACAAUUAUGUCAUAGGCGGUCCCUAUGUGGGUUCGCUUACGCAGGCCAUCAAUGACAUGACCUUUUGGAUGACCAUGCUGAUCACUGUAGUCAUGCUAAUGGCACCAGUGCUGGCCUACAAGUUCUACCUGCUGGAUGUGCAUCCCAGUCUGUCGGACAAGAUACGUCAAAAGUCUCUAAAGAAGGUGCACUCACGCAUCUCCAGCGAUGUGCGGCGCACGCCGUCCUCACGUCGUGGCCGCCGUUCCGUGCGCUCAGGCUACGCCUUUGCUCAUCAGGAGGGCUUUGGUCGCCUGAUUACAUCGGGCAAGAUUAUGCACAAGAUGCCGCAGGACUUUGCCUUUCCGCUGGGCCUGGGCACCAAGAAGACUCAAGCGCUGCAUAAUAAUCUCUCCUCCGCUACAUCGGAUGGCAAGCAGGCAAAUCACCAUCAGAAUCACAACAGCAGCAGCAACAACAAUAACAAUAUUACAAAUUUGCGGCACAAUCAUUCAUCUAUGGCAGAUAUUAGAAUCGGACUUAACACCGACAAUACACAGGACACAACCAGCGAUGAGCUAAGUCCGCGUGCGCCCUGCCAGGACUUGGAUACAAUUAAUCUGUAGACUAAAACACACGAAACACCAAACACUGACAUUUUCUACGGUUUUUCAAACGACAAACCCAAACCCAACACACAAACACAAAAAGAAGAAGCAACAAGAAAUGUAUUAGCUUUAUCAACUGCUUAAGUGAGUAGUAGCAAGAGUAUAUUUAUAUAGUAUACAUAUAUAUUUUUAAAAUUAGCUGUGUGCAUGUUUGUGCGUGUCUGUAGUCGACUUAACUUAGUGCUAAUUAAGCUGGAAAAGGAAAUAUUUAUUUUGAGUGUGCAGCAAAGAAUUUCAAGUGAUUUUUUAUUUACAUUUUUGAGUAUUUUUUGUAGCUUAACAUGUGAUUUAAUUUAUAAGUUUAUGUGUUUUAGUUGUUUUCCCAGCCCAAAUAUUUCAAAUCAAUGCUAUUCCAUGCAUCGAAUAAGUGCUAGAUGCUUACAGUCUCAAAUAUACCAAAUAAAUAUUUCAAGUCAAUUAAGAAAUAUGAAAUACGUUGUUAGUUUUAGUAAACACUUUGAAUCCCGCUGUAAAAAAUUUAAUUUUGGUUGCAUUUAAAUUAAAUUAUGUUAGCUAUCCAUUCAUUUGCUGUGUGUGUGUGUGUGAG
Messenger RNA from Drosophila busckii, 6370 nucleotides. RefSeq names its product phospholipid-transporting ATPase ID (gene ATP8B). The transcript is spliced from 20 exons. Gene Ontology annotation, cellular component: plasma membrane. Gene Ontology annotation, molecular function: ATP hydrolysis activity; magnesium ion binding; ATPase-coupled intramembrane lipid carrier activity. The record is from RefSeq and is a predicted model, not a curated record. Gene Ontology annotation, biological process: Golgi organization; phospholipid translocation. Lineage: Eukaryota; Metazoa; Arthropoda; Insecta; Diptera; Drosophilidae. Bases 346 to 5781 code for a protein of 1811 amino acids.